CGGAAACAAAACAUGUGCUAUGUGCUAUCAUGGCGAAUUUUCUUGAUCAUCAACAUCACUUUUAACAAGUUGUGCAACUAGUGUGCAAUUGUUAUGGGAUUAACUUUAAAUGUGCAGUAUUUUUACCUAUAUGACCUAUUUUCAUUGUUUUGUGCAACAUAACUAUAUUUCGUUAAGAUGAGUGUCGACGCGUAUGGCCCAAGUUCUCAAACACUCACAUUCUUAGAAACCGAAGAAGCAGAUCUAAUCGGUGCUGACACACAAGGAUCUGAGUUUGAAUUUACAGACUUUACAUUACCAUCUCAGAGCCAAACACAAGCAUCACAACACGAUCAUGGAAUAACUUCAUCCAACCAAAUUAAUGGACUCGGUCGUGGAGACCUUCAUUCGAAAGUAUCAAGUGUAGCUAAUGCAAUUGCGGAACUGCAAUUCGAAGAGGAGGAUGAAGCCUUGUAUAGUAGCAAGGAACUGCCAGAACAUGCUUGCAAGUAUUGUGGCAUUCACGAUCCCGCCACAGUUGUUAUGUGUAACAUCUGCAACAAGUGGUUUUGCAAUGGGCGCGGAAACACUUCUGGAUCUCAUAUCAUUAAUCAUCUAGUGAGAGCUAAACAUAAAGAAGCAGCACUUCAUAGAGAUGGCCCAUUGGGAGAAACAUUAUUGGAAUGCUACUCAUGUGGGGCUCGUAAUGUUUUUGUUCUCGGUUUUAUACCAGCAAAAGCCGACUCAGUUGUUGUCCUUCUGUGCCGACAGCCAUGUGCCGCCCAAAGCUCUCUUAAGGAUAUGAACUGGGAUCAAGAGCAAUGGAAGCCACUAAUUUCUGACCGUGCAUUUCUGUCUUGGCUUGUAAAAGUGCCUUCUGAAGCUGAACAAAUGAGGGCAAGACAAGUGACUCCUCAACAAAUUGGACGUCUUGAAGAACUAUGGCGCGAUAAUGUCGAUGCUACUUUCCAAGAUUUAGAAAAACCGGGUGUAGACGAGGAGCCCCAUCAAGUACUCCUGAGAUAUGAGGAUGGAUAUCAAUAUCAGAAUAUAUUUGGUCCUCUCGUUAAACUAGAAGCUGAUUACGACAAGAGGCUCAAAGAGUCACAAACCCAGGAAGGCAUAGAGGUGCGUUGGGAUGUGGGUCUCAAUAAGAAAACUAUUGCAUAUUUCACCCUGGCCAAAACAGAUAGUGACAUGAAACUUAUGCAUGGAGACGAACUGAGAUUGAGAUAUGUUGGUGAGCUACAUAAAGCAUGGUCUGGUGUUGGCCAUGUCAUUAAAGUUCCUGAUAAUUAUGGUGACGACGUCGGUUUAGAACUGAAGAGUGGGGCCGGAGCACCCCUUGAAUGUACUUCCAACUUUGUUGUUGAUUUUAUAUGGAAAAGUACAUCAUUCGACAGAAUGCAACUAGCUCUACGUAAAUUUGCAGUAGACGAUUCCUCAGUCUCUGGGUACAUCUAUCGUCGUCUGCUAGGUCAUGAGGUAGAAGAGGUAUUGUUCCGCGUACACCUGCCGAAACACUUCAGCGCACCGAACUUACCCGAUCUUAACAGAUCUCAGGUGUAUGCAGUCAAGCACGCACUCCAACGUCCAUUGUCUCUGAUCCAAGGUCCUCCGGGUACUGGGAAAACCGUUACAUCUGCGACCAUUGUAUACCAGCUCGUACGCCAAAACGGUGGUCCUGUACUCGUAUGCGCUCCGUCCAACACUGCCGUAGACCAACUGACUGAGAAAAUACAUCGAACCGGUCUGAAAGUCGUUCGUCUCUGUGCUAAAUCCAGGGAGGCUAUGGAAUCUUCAGUUUCCUUCUUGGCCUUACACGAACAGGCACGGGCCUUGGGCUCCGCUGAUAGUGAACUUCGCAAGUUAACUAGGCUGAAGGAGGAGGCUGGUGAAUUGUCUGCGGCUGAUGAGAGGAGGUACCGUGCGCUCCGUAGAGCGGCCGAGAGAAGAUUGCUUGACGCGGCCGAUGUCGUAUGUACUACCUGCGUCGGUGCUGGCGAUCCCAGGGUUGCACGGAUGAGGUUCCAGUCCAUCCUCAUCGAUGAAGGCAUGCAGUCUACGGAACCUGAGUGUAUGGUGCCCGUAGUGCUUGGAGCGAGGCAAUUAAUCCUCGUCGGUGACCAUUGUCAGUUAGGUCCAGUGGUUAUGUGCAAAAAAGCCGCCAAAGCUGGUCUCAGUCAGAGUCUUUUUGAACGGCUCGUAGUUCUAGGCAUUCGCCCCUUCCGCUUAGAAGUGCAAUAUCGUAUGCACCCAGAGCUCUCCCGCUUUCCGUCAGACUUCUUUUACGAAGGAUCACUUCAGAAUGGAGUUAGUGCGGAGGAGAGACGAUUGCACAAAAUCGAUUUCCCAUGGCCAAGACCCGAUAGGCCUAUGUUCUUUUACGUUACUCAGGGUCAAGAGGAAAUAGCUGGAUCGGGAACAUCGUACCUAAAUCGAACGGAAGCCGCUAAUGUUGAAAAGUUGACGACUCGCUUCUUGAAAGCUGGUGUUCGUCCGGAACAAAUCGGGAUCAUCACUCCAUACGAGGGUCAAAGAUCAUACCUCGUUCAGCAUAUGCAGUAUCAAGGCAGUCUGCACGCUAAGCUAUAUCAAGAAAUCGAAGUCGCCAGUGUGGACGCUUUCCAGGGCCGGGAAAAAGAUAUCAUAAUAAUGUCCUGCGUCCGGUCCAACGAACAUCAAGGAAUCGGGUUUUUGAGCGAUCCGCGUCGCUUGAACGUGGCUUUAACACGCGCCAAGUACGGCUUAAUUGUGGUCGGGAAUCCGAAAGUUCUCAGCAAACAGCCGCUGUGGAACCACCUGCUGGCCUUCUACAAGGAGCGACGUGUGCUAACAGAGGGACCUUUGUCUAAUCUGAAAGAGUCGGCGAUACAGUUCGCAAAGCCGAAGAAGUUGGUGAACGCUCAGAACCCUGGCUCGCACUUCAUGUCGACGUCGAUGUUCGACGCUCGCGAGGCGAUGGUCCCAGGAUCCGUGUACGAUCGCGCCCGUCCUCCUCGCGACCCACUCGCCUACGUCGGCCACGAGCACGCGGCGUCGCUUCACGCUCCCGUCCCGCCGGCAGCUUUCGCCGCUCACCGUCCGCAGCAACGCGCCCCGCCGGACGCGACGCGUUCCCGCCGUCGGCCGCCGCGUCUCUCACAGGAGCCGUUGUCUCAACAGCCGCCGCUGUCACUGUCACAGGGAGCGUCGCAGCCGGACUUCAGCCAGGAAUCGUCCGCCCCGGACUGCCCGUCGCAGCCGGACGGGUUGCUGUCCCAGGACUCCACGUACCAGGGAGGGUUCCGCGCGCGCUGUGCCCAGUACUGAGAGCGUCCGCGUAGCGCGCCCCCGGGGCACAGACACGGGACCGACGGAGCCGCAGCACCGCCCGCCCGCGGCAGACGACCGACGACCGUCCGCGACGCACACGGCACACGACCGAACACUGUGUCGCGGCGAGCCACACGGCGAGCCUUCGCGUAAGCUUCUAUUGUGUGAAGGGAAAAUUUGUUCAUAAAUUACAGGAAUAGCAAUAGGGACGUUUCGAUUUAAACGAAACUAUUCGGGAAAAAAAAUAAUAAUCGGUUUCAUAGUACGUGUUAGUAACUAUAAAAUUUCUAGUUAAACCGCGCGACCGGCGAGCACAAAGUUCAUGUUUAAAUGUUUAAUACCCUAAUUGUGUAACUAAAUCCGAUUGAGAUGGUACCGGACGAAGAGCUAAGGUACGACUUCAUUAUCAUUCGCCCUUCAGUAGUUUACUUCUUUAUUUUAAAAUUUAAAAAAAAAAAAACAAGAAUAAUAGUAUGAUAGAUUUUUAGGGCAAACUUCAUUGUGGUUUCGUUUCAUUUCUUUAUUAUCAUCUAUGUAAGAAAUUAUAAAAAUCAAUGCUCUAUAUUAGACAAUAUUGUGUCAGCAAUAAAUACCUUAUUGUUUUUCCUUCAUUUAAACAUAAUUUAUAAAAAAAAAGAUACAAUAGCAUGAACUUAUGUAAAUUUUAAAAGUACUUAUUUACUUUUCAUAUUAUAAAUAUCGUUAUAACACUUGAUUGUUACAAAUAUUGAUGUAACUAAAGAAUGUGUAUUACUAACUGUACUGUUAAAAUAUUGAUUCAAUAUUUUGAUUUUGUUUUUAAAAACAUUAACAAUGGCACUAGAAAUCGUAACACGACACAUAGUUUUUGACUCAAAUUAUAUCUGUUUGAUAAAUUGAUAAUAUCGAAAGAAACGUUUGUAUGAAAAUUUUAUUCUUUUUAUAAAUGAGUAUAAUAUAUAAAUUGUUGGACAACCUUUAUGCACUAAAACGCUCAAAACGUGACAAUUGUUAACGUGAAGGAAAAUCAAUAAAGACUUUCAUUUA
Messenger RNA from Danaus plexippus (monarch butterfly), 4320 nucleotides. RefSeq names its product regulator of nonsense transcripts 1 (gene Upf1). The record is from RefSeq and is a predicted model, not a curated record. Gene Ontology annotation, cellular component: cytoplasm. Lineage: Eukaryota; Metazoa; Arthropoda; Insecta; Lepidoptera; Nymphalidae. Gene Ontology annotation, molecular function: ATP binding; DNA binding; hydrolase activity. The transcript has 10 exons. The coding region runs from base 178 to 3291 and encodes 1037 amino acids. Gene Ontology annotation, biological process: nuclear-transcribed mRNA catabolic process, nonsense-mediated decay.